CAGUUGACUUGUGAACCGUACGAGUUUUUGACUAUAUUAUGGUCAAGCUACUGCUCUUUCGUGCUUUCUCGCUUCUUUGCUUAUUCGCUUURUUGAUCUGGGAAUCCUUAAACAUAGGCUAUGAACAAGAUACAUUUGAACUAGGUACGUUGUAUUUGAAUUCACCAGGCGUUACAAAUGUGGGCGACGAGUUUUCUACGGAUGGGGAGCUUUCRCUUCAAGAGCAACGCAAACAGAGAGUCAUUGACUACUGCCAUGAACGCGAUCCCAAAAGCCUCUUCCCUCGUGGAUCAACACGAUUUGAGGUUCCCUCAUAUCUAUUUAGAAAUAUUAUCGUCAGUGACAAGCACAACCUCUUAUACUGCUACAUACCGAAGGUUGCCUGUUCAAACUGGAAGCGCGUUCURAUGGUUCUCAAUGGAGACGCCGCUGACCCAUACCAACCGAAGAUCGCGGAUUUACAUAACCGAAGUCACGGCCUUUUCCGRUAUCUUCACGAGUAUCCAUCCGACGAAAUAGUCUAUCGUCUAAAUACUUAUUACAAAUUCUUGUUYGUUCGACAUCCUUUUGAGCGCCUUGUUUCAGCUUAUAGAAACAAGUUUAUCGAUUCUUACAAUUUGACRCUCUUUAAGAAAAUGUACGGGCGGCGAAUCAUUCGGCAUUUCCGACGGAAUCCCGACCCGACGUCGCUACGGACAGGMGAAGGUGUCAGUUUUUCCGAGUUUGUAAAGUAUCUGUUAAAAUCCGAUCCGGAAUACAUGGAUCAACAUUGGAAACAAUAUGAYAUGCUAUGCCAUCCUUGUCUGAUCUCCUAUGACUAUAUUGGCCAUUUUGAAAACCUCUUACCGGAAGCCAACACCUUAUUAAAGACUCUACAGGUUGAUGACGUCACAGCGUUUCCUGGCAACAUGAGUUCAAAAUAUAAAAAGUCAUCACUAAAUCUCGCAAAGCAAUAUUUCAAGAAAAUCACCCGAGAGCAAAGUGAAGAAUUAUAUAAUCUUUACCGACAUGACUUUAACAUGUUUGGUUACUCUAGUGAAGAAUUCAUGUCGAAGAGGUAAAAAAUAGCAGAAUGCACUUGAAAUGUAGGUGGUCGCAAAGUCACGUGGAAGUGAAACCAUGGUGCAUUCUCAUUGGUUAGUUGUAUCACGUGAUGAUACCAUAUCUCAACACAAACCUGGAUGUCUUGGCAACGGUCGAUGGAGGAUCAAGCCUGUAGAUGGUGAUGUAUUAUCUUUGUUUGUUAUGCACGUGACUGAUCAUAUGACUGCAUGCUGGUGACGUGACAUGGAACUGAAACGCUGAUGACGCUCUUCGUAAAUAGUGACGUCUUUAUGACGUCAUSGACGUACACGAACAUGAGCUACUGACGGCAAUAUCCAACGUUACUUAGCUGGACCGACAGACGCAUGAGACAUUGAAGAUACCGACAUCAUUGCCUAGCUACGUCAUAUAGAUGACUUUUGACGUCAUUUGCCACGUCAUAUUGCUUGACUGAYGUUAACWCGUAUGAAUUAGGAAAMAUUUAGACACUUUUUAUUUGUAUURRUAAUAUUUAAUAAAUAAASAACUAUAUUUCAAUAAGGAYACAAGCACUUGCAGAAAAAWUAURUCUAWACUUUUAGUACGAACCUGAACAAAUUAUUAAUUUUUUUGGAUACUUAGUUUAAGAAAAUUUCGAAUAUUUUAUCCCAUCAUCACUAAAGUAACGCAACGAUUCAAGAAACAGAGCUAAGUGGCAAUCAAACACGUAGUACCAUAUAGAAGGUGCGUGAUCAUUGGUGACAAUAAAGUGCAUUGCGUUACUAGGUACUGUCACGCUCUCUCYUGGAUGUAAUUUGGUUCUUUUGCUGCGUACGAUAAAAUCG
Messenger RNA from Exaiptasia diaphana, 1868 nucleotides. Its product is annotated as carbohydrate sulfotransferase 11-like. Bases 39 to 1061 code for a protein of 340 amino acids. NCBI's taxonomy places the organism in Eukaryota, Metazoa, Cnidaria, Anthozoa, Actiniaria, Aiptasiidae. The transcript has 3 exons. Gene Ontology annotation, cellular component: membrane. Gene Ontology annotation, molecular function: sulfotransferase activity. Gene Ontology annotation, biological process: carbohydrate biosynthetic process. The record is from RefSeq and is a predicted model, not a curated record.